UCAGCACAUUCUGCUCUCUGAAGGUGAAUGAAACUGGGAAAUUGGUGUAAUUUCCUGGUUUCCUAUCAGUGAGCUGAUUGGUUCAAAUAUUCCAUGAUGUUUUCUGACUUUUACUGCAGUCUGCCUACCUUCUUACAUAGCUUUUCUAAUCUCUCACUGAUACACGUUGUUGCAUGCAUCUUAUUGAGAGUUAUUUGCUUUAGCUAUAGAUACAGCGCUAAAGCAACAUGUUUAGUCUGAUUGCACAUGAAACAUGUCCAUUUAUUAUUAUUUUUUAAAUUUGUGUUUCACAUGGAAACACCUUCCCCCUUCAACAACCGGUAGUGACUCACCGGGACAACAAUCCAGUCUUGCCAGGAACCGCGCACCGCUUUUGAGCGCAUCGCCUCUUCAGUGACAGAAGGCAGAACCGUCGGUUGCUGUUCACAUCAUUUUGUUGUCAACGGAUCAUCUGUAGCAGAGACAGACAUGUUCAGCGGCACCUCUGAUGAGCACCCUUCAGGCUAUGACCUGGGCCCCCAACCGGGAGACAAGCCCUCUCACAGAGGCGAUGGGGGUCAUGGUUCAGACCAUGGACAAGAUGGCCGCCAUGGAGGAGACAACAGAGAUCAUGGGGACAAGGGAAAGGGCAUACCUGACUUAGAUCUGGAUCUUGCUCUUGACGAUAACCGGGACCGACAUGAUGACCGCGACCGGGACCGAGAUCGUGACCGUGACCAAGACAGACAUGAUGACCGCGACCGCAACCGACACGAUGAUCGUGAUCGGGAUCAUGACCGGGACCGCGACCAAGACAGACAUGAUGACCGGGACCGUGACCGUGGUCGUGACCGUGAUCAUGACAAGGACAGACACAGUCCUGAGAGACGCAGCGGUAGCGGCAAGCGAAGCGGCAGCCGCGAACGGAAGCGAAGCGGCAGCGGCGACCGCAAGCAUGGCCACGGCCAUGGACACGGCCACGGUCAUGGCCACGGGCAUGGUCGUGGACGUGGACGUGGUGGACGCUGGUAGAGGAGUCAAAACAGGCUGAUCUCGCUCCGAUCAAAGAAGAAAAGAAAUUAGGAAAUAUUAAAACUUUCCAGUAUGUUUUAUAUUACAUUAAACCCAUUGUAACUGUGACUAUUCAGUUAUUUUGUAUUCCAGCAGCUUUUAUGAAAUAUAAAGAAAAUGCAUCCUGCUUUCUGCUUUUAUGAAAUAAACUGAAACAUUUUUGUUUCAAUCCA
Messenger RNA from Poecilia latipinna (sailfin molly), 1223 nucleotides. RefSeq names its product splicing factor U2af large subunit B-like. The transcript has 5 exons. Lineage: Eukaryota; Metazoa; Chordata; Actinopteri; Cyprinodontiformes; Poeciliidae. The coding region runs from base 680 to 1030 and encodes 116 amino acids. The record is from RefSeq and is a predicted model, not a curated record.